Messenger RNA from Miniopterus natalensis, 776 nucleotides. Its product is annotated as high affinity immunoglobulin epsilon receptor subunit beta. Gene Ontology annotation, biological process: cell surface receptor signaling pathway. The record is from RefSeq and is a predicted model, not a curated record. NCBI's taxonomy places the organism in Eukaryota, Metazoa, Chordata, Mammalia, Chiroptera, Miniopteridae. Gene Ontology annotation, cellular component: Fc-epsilon receptor I complex; external side of plasma membrane; plasma membrane.
AAUGGACACAGAAGAAAGAAGCAGAGCAGAUCUUGCUCUCCCAAAUCCACAAGAGUCCUCCAGUGUGUCUGCAAUUGAACUUUCAGAAAGACCUUUCCACGAUAACACCCCACUGGAGAAUCUUGCCCCAUUACCACGCCAGACAUGGCUGACAUUUUUAAAGAGGGAGCUGGAAUUCCUGGGGGUAACACAAAUUCUGAUUGGUUUCAUAUGCCUUUGUUUUGGAAUCAUUGUCUACUUCGUGUUCAAGAUUUCAGAAUUUGAGAAAGAUUUUUUUUCAUCAUUUAAAGCAGGCUACCCAUUCUGGGGAGCAGCAGUCUUCGUUAUUUCUGGAUUUUUGUCAAUUAUGUCUGAAAAGGAAAAUGCAGGAUAUCUGGUGCAAGGGAGCCUGGGCGUGAACGUGGUGAGCGGCGUCGCCGCGGGGACAGGGAUCUUCAUCCUGGUCAUGAACCUAAAGAGCAGCAUGGCUUACAUCAACAUUUGCCAGGAGGCUCACGCGGAUGACUUCUGCACGGCGGCUUUUUUCUCCACUGAAAUUGUGGCGAUGAUCCUGUUUCUCACCAUUCUGGGGUUUGGGGUUGCUGUGUUAAUCACAGUCUACAGAAUUGGAGAAAUGUUCAAAGAAAAUCAGAUUCCAGAAGAUCGUCUUUAUGAAGAAUUAAAUAUAUAUUCACCGAUUUACAGUGAGUUGGAAGAGAGAGUGGAGACAUCUUCUCCCACUGAUUCAUAAGAAUCAUGUUCAGAACAUUCUCAUUUGUAGCAAAAGGUAUCGAAAG